Molecule: messenger RNA, 3228 nt
Organism: Aspergillus affinis
Lineage: Eukaryota; Fungi; Ascomycota; Eurotiomycetes; Eurotiales; Aspergillaceae
Gene: kgd1
Product: alpha-ketoglutarate dehydrogenase KGD1
Exons: 4
Coding region: 1-3228 (1075 amino acids)
Biological process (GO): tricarboxylic acid cycle
Cellular component (GO): mitochondrion; oxoglutarate dehydrogenase complex
Molecular function (GO): thiamine pyrophosphate binding; oxoglutarate dehydrogenase (succinyl-transferring) activity
Source: RefSeq, a predicted model, not a curated record
AUGCUUCGUACUACAGCCGUCAAGGCCGCCAACAGUGGUGUGCUGCGCGGAGCCGCUUGCUCGGCCUGCCGACGACCCUUUUCUCUUGCCUCAACCGCCAGAACUGCUUCCAGCCAAAGCUCGAAAUUCGGCGUGUCGGCGAGACGCCCGCUUGCCGUCGUUGACCGGACGUUGAAUGGCAAGAGACACUAUGCUGCCUCUGCGGAGGGUGUGGUAAGCUCUACACUUCUGGACCUUUGUGAUCGACAUGGUCGACGCGACAGUGUUACUGAUGCCAACGAUUCCUUCCUGUCGGGCAACACCGCCAACUAUAUCGAUGAAAUGUACGUGGCGUGGAAGAGAGAUCCGUCCAGCGUACACAUCUCGUGGCAAACGUAUUUCAAGAACAUGGAGGAGGGAAACAUGCCCGUUUCCCAGGCCUUCCAACCUCCUCCGACUCUCGUGCCCACCCCUACCGGCGGUGUGCCUCAGACGAUGCCGGGCGCCGGUCUCGACAUCGGUCCCGGUACCGACGUCACGAAUCACUUGAAGGUCCAGCUGCUGGUCCGCGCCUACCAGGCGCGUGGUCACCACAAGGCCAAGAUCGACCCCUUAGGCAUCCGUGGCGAGGCCGAGGCGUUUGGCUACAACAAGCCCAAGGAGCUGGAGCUCGACCACUACGGCUUCACCGAGCGCGAUCUGGACGAGGAGUUCACCCUCGGACCCGGUAUCUUGCCGCGGUUUGCCACCGAGGAGCGCAAGAAGAUGUCGCUGCGUGAGAUCAUCGCCACCUGCGAGAAGAUCUACUGCGGCUCGUACGGCGUGGAGUACAUCCACAUUCCCGACCGCAAGCCCUGCGACUGGAUCCGCGACCGCUUCGAAAUCCCCGAACCCUACAAGUACUCGGUCGACGACAAGCGCCGCAUCCUGGACCGCUUGAUCUGGAGUCACAGCUUCGAGUCCUUCCUUGCCACCAAGUUCCCCAACGACAAGCGUUUCGGUCUGGAGGGUUGCGAAACCCUGGUGCCCGGUAUGAAGGCGCUGAUCGACCGCAGUGUCGACUACGGCAUCAAGGACAUCGUCAUCGGUAUGCCUCACCGUGGUCGUCUGAACGUCCUGUCCAACGUCGUCCGUAAGCCCAACGAGUCCAUCUUCAGCGAGUUCGCCGGUUCCACCGAACCCUCCGACGAAGGAUCCGGCGACGUCAAGUACCACCUGGGUAUGAACUUCGAGCGUCCCACGCCCUCCGGUAAGCGGGUCCAGCUGUCUCUGGUUGCCAACCCCUCCCAUCUAGAGGCCGAGGACCCCGUGGUGCUCGGAAAGGCCCGUUCGAUCCAGCACUACAACAAGGACGAGACCGAGUUCAACACUGCCAUGGGUGUCUUGUUGCACGGUGAUGCUGCCUUCGCCGGUCAGGGUGUCGUGUACGAGACCAUGGGCUUCCACUCUCUCCCCGCCUACUCCACCGGCGGUACCAUUCACAUCAUCGUGAACAACCAGAUCGGUUUCACCACCGACCCCCGUUACUCGCGGUCCACUCCUUACUGCUCGGACAUCGCCAAGUCCAUCGACGCCCCCGUCUUCCACGUCAACGCCGACGACGUCGAGGCCGUCAACUACGUCUGCCAGGUCGCUGCCGACUGGCGUGCCGAGUUCAAGCGCGACGUCGUCAUCGACAUUGUCUGCUACCGUAAGCAGGGUCACAACGAGACCGACCAGCCCUCUUUCACUCAGCCCCUGAUGUACAAGCGCAUUGCGGAGCAGAAGCUCCAGCUCGACAAGUACGUCGAGAAGCUGAUUGCCGAGGGUACCUUCACCAAGGAGGACAUCGACGAGCACAAGAAGUGGGUCUGGGGCAUGCUCGGAGACAGCUUCGACCGCAGCAAGGACUACCAGCCUACCGGUAAGGAGUGGCUGACCUCCGCCUGGAACGGCUUCAAGUCCCCCAAGGAGCUAGCCAAUGAGGUCCUUCCUCACCUUCCCACCGGUGUUGAGGGUCCUCUGCUGAAGCACGUGGCCGCCAAGGUCAGCGAUGCUCCCGAGGGCUUCACCCUGCACCGCAACCUCAAGCGUAUCUUGUCGAACCGUAAGAAGACCGUCGACGAGGGCCAGAACAUCGACUGGGCCACCGCCGAAUCUCUGGCCUUCGGUUCCCUGGUCAACGAGGGCUACCAUGUCCGUGUCUCCGGUCAGGAUGUUGAGCGUGGUACCUUCUCCCAGCGUCAUGCUGUCUUGCACGACCAGGAGACCGAGAACACCUACACUGGUUUGCAGAACAUCAGCGAGGACCAGGGUAGCUUCGUCAUCUCCAACUCCUCCCUCAGUGAAUUCGGAGCUCUUGGAUUUGAGUACGGUUACUCUCUGACCUCGCCCAACGCGCUCGUGAUGUGGGAGGCUCAGUUCGGUGACUUCGCCAACAACGCUCAGUGCAUCAUCGAUCAGUUCAUCGCUUCCGGAGAGUCCAAGUGGCUUCAGCGUUCCGGUCUUGUCGUGUCUCUGCCCCACGGUUAUGAUGGCCAGGGUCCUGAGCACUCUUCCGGUAGAAUGGAGCGUUGGUUGCAGCUUUGCAACGAGGAGCCUCGUGCCUACCCCUCCGCCGACAAGCUCGACCGUCAGCACCAGGACUGCAACAUGCAGAUUGCCUACAUGACCACCCCUGGCAACCUGUUCCACAUCCUGCGUCGCCAGAUCCACCGCCAGUUCCGCAAGCCCCUUGUGAUCUUCUUCUCCAAGUCUCUCCUGCGUCACCCGAUUGCCCGCUCUUCCAUCGAGGAAUUCACUGGUGAUUCUCACUUCCAGUGGAUCAUCCCCGACCCCGCUCACGGCACGGCCAUUGACGAGCCCGAGAAGAUCGAGCGUGUCAUCCUGUGCUCCGGCCAGGUUUACGCCACCCUUGUGAAGCACCGUGAGGCCCAGGGUAUCCGCAACACCGCCAUCACUCGCAUUGAGCAGCUUCACCCCUUCCCUUGGGCCCAGCUCAAGGAGAACCUGGACAGCUACCCCAACGCCCGUAACGUCGUCUGGGCUCAGGAGGAGCCUCUCAACGCCGGUGCCUGGAGCUACACCCAGCCUCGUAUUGAGACCCUGCUGAACGCGACGGAGCACCACAACCGCCGUCACGUCCUCUACGCCGGUCGUGCCCCUAGCGCCUCCGUGGCCUCGGGUCUCAAGUCCGUCCACUUGAAGGAAGAGCAAGAAUUCCUCGAGGAUGCCUUCUCUGUCCACCAGGACCGCUUGAAGGGCGAGUAA